This is a messenger RNA of Lindgomyces ingoldianus, 726 nucleotides long. RefSeq lists its product as uncharacterized. The coding region runs from base 230 to 622 and encodes 130 amino acids. Lineage: Eukaryota; Fungi; Ascomycota; Dothideomycetes; Pleosporales; Lindgomycetaceae. The transcript is spliced from 3 exons. The record is from RefSeq and is a predicted model, not a curated record. Gene Ontology annotation, molecular function: carbon-sulfur lyase activity.
CUUCUCUGAGUUCGGCAGUUGAAUCGCUUUUCAGGUCUUUUUAGUAUUUGCUGUGUUGCUUUUACCGAAUCCUAUGUAGUUAAAAGCCAAUACAUUUCAUGUAGCGUUUCUCCGCGUCGAACACUAUCUUUGCCGUUAAAGCUAUCUUGUAAACAUCCCUCCUCUUUACACUAAGAACAAUCAUCCUCCUUUUGCGUUAAAGAACUCAAUUUGGAGAGCUAGAAAAACCAUGGUAGCCAAAGGAGCUUGUAAUUGCGGAAGCAUAACCAUCACUCUGCCAUCCCUCCCCAGCCGAUCUAUCCUUUGCUAUUGCUUCAACUGUCGACGAGCAGGUGGCCCUUGUUCCGUAAACUAUGUCAUCGAACUCUCCGAAAUUGAAAUCGAAGACGCCCAAAAUACUCUCAAAUCCUACCAGGAUAGUAAUACCAAAAGCGGGAACACCAUCACUAGGCGGUUUUGUGGGAACUGUGGGAGUCCAGUGAUGUCGCUCGUGCCUGGGAUGACAAAGGUUUUUGUAAAAGGUUCGUUGUUCGACAGUAUGUCAGAGCCUAAUAGUGAAUUCUUCCUGGAGAGGAAGCCGGACUGGAUGGAAGGAGUAAAGAUUAAAGAGACGGGGGCUUAAUAGGAGAUAUUAUAGCACGUUCAGAAUGGUUGGGCGAUUUCGAAAGUAAGCCGCCCAUGGCGUCCAGGACAGAUUCUCGGUGGUCCAGAAUACCAUAUCCAGCG